Messenger RNA from Rhodamnia argentea, 1318 nucleotides. Its product is annotated as ferredoxin-thioredoxin reductase, variable chain-like. Gene Ontology annotation, biological process: photosynthesis. Lineage: Eukaryota; Viridiplantae; Streptophyta; Magnoliopsida; Myrtales; Myrtaceae. The record is from RefSeq and is a predicted model, not a curated record. Bases 782 to 1180 code for a protein of 132 amino acids. The transcript has a single exon.
AACUGUCAAUUGCUUAUGACCUAUAUUCUGCUAUCUGUAUUGAUGUGACUGUGGCGAAGCAAGGUUUGACUGGUCAUUUUGCCAUGUCGCUGGCUGGGUCUAAGGUGUUGCUUGUUAGUAUGAGCUUGUUAAAAUUACAACUGUCCCUUCUCUCAUCUCCUUUGCUUGUAGUUAUAGGAGGAUUAACUUGUCCCAGAAGUGUGAGGAUAUUGCUUGAAGAAGGGCUCUUUUUUCCUUUUUUCGAGUUUGUGGUUCAAUUACUCUCCUUGGAGGGUCAAAAGAUCGCAGCAAACAAAUUUCGAUUCGCAAGGACAUGACUAACGUUGGUUGCCACCGAAUCUUCCACCGAUAUAUGGACAACUGUGUGGACGAACGGGCUUACUGGCUGCAAUCAUUGGAAAGUAGUUUAGAAAAUAGGUGCAAAAACGAAGCCAUGGCAUCAUCUUUAGGAGAUAAAUAGGUUGGCUGCAAUUCUUACUUUGAAAGGGGCAAAGUGAAGCUGACUUCAUGUUGCAGGAGGCGAUGCAUAGUGUUAUCUUUGAUUUCGGAAAGUCAGAAGAAGAACCAUCUACCCCUAUGAGGCUAGGAUUGUUGGUUAGAUUCAACCCCAAAGAUUGUUAGUUCACAGCUGAAAGUAUCCACUUCUGUUCUAUAUAAUCAUUGUCACAUUCCAAUUCUCAUUGCUACAAAUAAGCCACUAUACAUUUCCUUUGAAUUCAACUGUCAGUCCUCUUUCUUCGCCAUCACCUUCCCCUUCUUCGUUUUCAUCGUCUCGGCACGCAUGAUCGUGCUCCAAUCGUCCCCCGCCUCUGCCUCUUGGCUCCCGCGAAUCCGCUCGGGGAGGAGGAGGUCGUCGAUAUCGUGCGAGCUUGCGCUCAAGUCGGAAACCAAUCCGUCCUCGGUCUCCUUCAAGAGCGACGUCGAGCUGUUGCUGGAUCCCGCGAGGACAGGGUUGAGGGUCCGAGUGAAGGCGCCGGUGAGGGUGUACCACGUGCCGCGGGUGGCGGAGCUGGAGCUGAGUGGAAUGGAGGGUGAGGUCAAGCAGAACUUGCUGUUCUGGAGAGGCAAGAGCCUAACCGCCAAUCGUCCCUUCAAGGUGGAGUUCGUAAGGGAUGUGGAGGGCAGGGGACUCGUCAAGUUCGUUGCACACCUCGAGGAGGAUGAAUUUGAGUUUGUUUGAAUUUUUUUUUUUUUUUUGGUCGAAGUGUUUGUUUGAUUGAUUCGAACUAAAAGUGCCGAUUCUGUAAAAAGACACCAUAAUUUAACGUUGCUUCGGAGUACCAAAAAUAGACAGCAGUUGUCUUCACUCUCUCUCACA